Anas platyrhynchos (mallard) is the source of this 1547-nucleotide messenger RNA. The record is from RefSeq and is a predicted model, not a curated record. NCBI's taxonomy places the organism in Eukaryota, Metazoa, Chordata, Aves, Anseriformes, Anatidae.
AUGGGAGAGGACCUCUUUCCAGGAAUCAUUGACAUAGAUGGACUUGGAGGAGGCCUUCGUGAGUACAGAGCCAGCCUAUUGGCCAAUCAUGGCUUUGCCACACUGGCCCUGGCUUAUUACAACUAUGAGGAUCUGCCCCAGGAUGUGACCAAACUCCACCUGGAAUAUUUUGAAGAGGCAGUGAACUACAUGCUGCAGCACCCACAGCUCAGUACUGAUGCUUUUUUGUUUGUUUGUUUUUGUUUUUGUUUUUCUCCUGUCCACCAGGUAAAGGGGCCUGGCAUUGGCCUGCUCGGUUUCUCUAAAGGAGGUGAUCUGUCUCUCUCCAUGGCUUCCUUCCUGAAGAACGUCACAGCCGUUGCUACCAUUAAUGGCCCUGUGUCCAAUACAGUUAUUCCUCUCAGCUACAAGGAUAAAAUCAUCCCCCCUUUGACCCUUAAGCAACAGCAUACUAAGGAUUAUGAUGACAACAUUCUUGAUUUUUCUGAUGCCAGUUUAGACCCCUUUCAAGUCCCUGGCAACCAAAGCCUGAUCCCAAUAGAGAAAGCUGAGGCACAUUUACUGUUCAUUGCUGGUCAAGAUGACCAUGUUAUCAAGAGUGAGUAUUUUGCUACUGAAGCCUGCAAGCAUUUGCAGGCUCAAGGGAAGGAAAAUUUUCAGAUACUCAUUUACCCUGGAGUAGGGCACUGCCUUGACCCUCCCUUUUUCCCUUUGUACCCGAUAGGAAACCACCCUGUUUUUCAGAAGCGGGCAGUCUUGGGUGGGGAGCUCAUGGCUUAUUCUAAAGCACAGGUUCAUGCCUGGCCACAGAUCCAGGCUUUUUUCCACAAAUACUUAAAUGACAAGUAAUGUGGAAGAAGCAAUGUACAAGUAACACACAGUUUUGAACAACCAGAUCUGAUGAAUUCUAUUACAUUUAUCAGGUCAAAUCCCAUUCACAGCUGUACCAGUACAGCUACGGUGUCUUCCAUGACUUUGCACAUCCACUACUCAGAAAAGAAAUAGUUUUCAAUUUUCUGGUUUUCCCUCAACAUUUUUGCUCAAGUGUUAAGAAAAGGAGUGGAGAAUAGUUUCACAUUAGCCCUUGAUAAAAUAGGUCAAACAAAAAAUCCUCGUUAUUUUUCUCACCUGUUUUCUACUUUAAUAUUUGACUGCACUUUGCAAAUUACUGCGGUCUCCACAUGCAUAUGCUAUCCACAGCUCAUACUUAGAGCAAAACCUCUCAAAUACUAAUUUUGGCACGUGGAUUUCACCACAGUUAUGGUGAAUGUCUCAUCACAAAUGGAAAUAUCUCUGACCUCUGAGCUGCUGUAAGUGUGCAAUAAUGGAUGUUAUAAUAAGGAUGCUGGGGUGUCUCUGGUGAACUUUCUAGAAGAGUUGUUUGUCUUCUGUUUUCAUCUUCCCUUCAGAAGAAAGGGCUCUGGAUCAUGAAUACUUCUGGCUCCAAGAUGUCAUUGGAAAAGCCAAAUUUUAAAUGACUGUGAUCUCCCACAAAAUGGGGAACUAUUAGAGCAAUAAUUUAAAUAAAGAGAGAAUGAGAUUUGAAA